Messenger RNA from Phytophthora sojae, 351 nucleotides. RefSeq lists its product as hypothetical. NCBI's taxonomy places the organism in Eukaryota, Oomycota, Peronosporomycetes, Peronosporales, Peronosporaceae. The record is from RefSeq and is a predicted model, not a curated record. The transcript has a single exon. The annotation marks the transcript as partial.
AUGGUGCGACUGAACUGCGCGAUAGUUGAACAAAGGAGCACGACCACGAUCGUCAUCGACGAGGGCCUGCCUGUGUAUGAGCUAAAGGUGGCCAUUAAGGCGGAGCAGUCGAAUGAUCUCAAGGAUGUCGACGCUGACAGACUGCAGCUCUUCCUGGCGAAGGAUGGCGGCGCGUGGCUCAAGACCAGCUCAGAAGCUGCGAAGCAGUUGCAGAAGAGGGUGGCGACGGAUACUAUCAAAGCGCUGAUGCACAAAGACAAAGAGCUCCUGGGCGGAUUGGACAUCAAUACCGUGUUGAAGGGUAUGAACCCUCCAGCCAACGACCAGAUCCACGUGCUGGUGAAGCUGCCC